Pelobates fuscus (common spadefoot toad) is the source of this 1083-nucleotide messenger RNA. RefSeq names its product transmembrane protein 248-like. Bases 1 to 960 code for a protein of 319 amino acids. The transcript has 6 exons. The record is from RefSeq and is a predicted model, not a curated record. Lineage: Eukaryota; Metazoa; Chordata; Amphibia; Anura; Pelobatidae.
AUGGCACUUAGUCCCAGAGAGAAUGCAAAAGAUGUUCCCUAUAGAAGACCAUCUAUGUUGGAGAUGCAGGUCAUCAAUAGGCACAUACCUUCAUGUCUGGUGUUUAGGGUGACAAAUCACAUCUUGCUGCUCACCGGUUCCUGUCAAGGCAGUAUGUGCCCUCAUCGAACACAGCCGUACAGAGUCAUGUGCCAGGAUCCACCUGUGUUUGUGUUUUUCGUGUGCCUCGUGACACUCUCUCUCACUUUUCUUGUCUUUGGAGUAUUUGUUGAUUCGUAUGAUGUGAGGGACUCUGAUUUAACACAGGACUGGCACACAUUCUUCAUGGCCCUCAGCUUACUAGAUGUCUGCCUUUUUGGAAAGGAAGCAGGCCGUGCAAACUCCACAGGCAUGGCUGGAAGUACACUUGCUGUUUCCAAAGGCCCCCCAGAGACCAUCGGAAACGUUUCCACCCUUGCUGUGCUAAGACUUCCCUCACAGUAUAUGGGCGCCAAUCACAGUAGCCUUCAGAUCGCUGUCACAGGCCAACAGCUUGGCAUUAAAGGUUUCCAUGGAGACGCCAGUUUGAUUAUUACAGUAUUUGCACUAGAAACCUCGACAGGCUGCAAUGACAGCAAAACAAACUGCCCAGUGAAGACUUGUGUUACUGUUAUCGGCCCACAGUCACUUCUGCCUAAAUCAAAGUCCCCAAUGCUGUGUCCCCGGCUUGAUCCCAACCCUAUGCUGGUUUUGUACCUGUCGGCAAGAAAACCAGACAUCACUGCAGAGUGUUACCGUGUGGGAUAUAUCCGAAACCCUCAACUGGAAGCUUGGAUCUCUAAGGCGGACCGGAAUAUAAACUCAAUACGCCUGAUCUGCUUGGCACUGACUCUCCUUGUGGUCGCCAUCUUGUUGUUCUGCAUGACCUGCAGUUCUAGCUCUCAGCCUGAUCAAGAAAAUAAACACCUGGGCGCACUGUGACGUGGCACAACUUCUGCCAUCUGCAAAGACUUACAUUUAUAAACUCUUCUUUGUUUUCUGGAGACUGUGAGCUGUUUUAUUCUAAAUAAACCUGCUGUGACUUUUAAGUCCUUUUCAAUUUUU